Molecule: messenger RNA, 9824 nt
Organism: Scomber scombrus (Atlantic mackerel)
Lineage: Eukaryota; Metazoa; Chordata; Actinopteri; Scombriformes; Scombridae
Gene: nek7
Product: NIMA-related kinase 7
Exons: 9
Coding region: 5300-6133 (277 amino acids)
Biological process (GO): protein phosphorylation
Molecular function (GO): protein kinase activity; ATP binding
Source: RefSeq, a predicted model, not a curated record
UGGAUUUUUUCUUUUUUUUGUAGGAAAAAAUAGAACUAAAAAUAGGCCUGUUGUUGUUUUCCUUGUGUAUGCAAGGGCACUGCAACAUUAACACUGGAAUUACCAAGGGAGUUAAUUUAUUCUAAGAUUUGUAAUUGCAAUAUUAAGGAUAAUUGGGUUGCACACAGAAGAAAGUCAGAUAAAAGCUCUAAUGAUUAAUUUGACUUUAAGCAACAGCCCCUACACAUCCACACACAAACACUAGAUCCACUGAUCUCCCAGCAGUUGAUUAUGUGUUAUUGUUCGGGCUUAAUUAUUUUUUUUCACUGUUUUUCAAUCUAUUUCUAGCAGUCUUCAUCAGUGUUAAUUCCAGGCCCACAUUUUUUGCCAAUGUUAUUGGUAGCACAGUGAGUUUUCUACGUUGCAUCAUGUUUUUCCCCUUGCAUAGAGCUCGACUGAACUGAUUUCACAUUUACUGGGAGAUGGAGAGAGAGAAUCAGUUAGAGUACAGUAUGUAGAUUGCUGUCUAACCUGCAUCCAGAUGGGUGUCUUUCAACAAGUCCUGUAUCUAUUUCACACUUUCCUAAGGUUCAGUCUGCUUGGCAGCACAGGGGGAAAAAAACCCCACCAGCCUCCUGAAGAAAUCUGAAUUGUAUAUGCGAUGAAGGAUAUUCUGUAUCGCUUGCAAUAUCGUUUCUCUUGGUCCCGGAGGUAUGAUGCAUAUGCAUUAGGUAAACGAGAUGAGCUGGUAAGAUGUGCAUUUUUAAUGGCGCAUUUGCUCUUUGAGUGAGUGGGAGGGUUGGUGAGGAGGCCCUUCAGAUCAGAUUUUGAUAGUCACUGCAGAGUUUGACAGACACGGAUCUGUCUGUAAGCGCUGAGACAAGGUGGUGCGGUUGUGGAGCAGAUUGAGAGGAGAAGAACGAGAAGCACCUUUGGGGUGAAUCCUGGCGCUUUGACUGCCUGGCUGGCUCACUGGCUGACUGGCUGAGGAUGAAUAUUGCAUGGUGCUUUGCUCAAGGGGGCUGGUGACUGGUGAGGGUGGGAGUAGUGGGCCUCCCUGCCUGCCAGUCGCUGUCUCUCUCUGUCUGUCUCUCCCUGUUGCCCUUCUUCUCUUGGAGAGUAUGUAGACUACUAAUCGGACUCAUUUUGGUGCACACCGCUUACAUGUGUCCACUCAAAAUUUUUGAGAAUGUUUUUGUCAUCGCUGUCCGCACCCAAACACCUGAACACCUAAAUUCUCUUCUUCUACACCCUAUUUUGGUUGUCAAACAAUAAAACUGUGCAUUGCAGCCAACAUCUGGUCAGCAGCGGGAAAAAACAAACUGUUUCUUUUGCUGAGUCUCAGCUGGUUAAACCUCUGUUUUGGCCAAGCUCACAAUUUAGUAGUUCUCAUUUGUAUAUGUUUUAUUGUGUUGUUUGACAACUGAAAAAGUAGUAAACUGUGGUUUAAUCGCCACCCAUUUAAAUCCUACCUGUUAACCAUGCUAACAUUACUUUCUACAGUGCUAUGCUGAAUGUUCCUCACUAUCUCAGUGUGGUCUGUCAAAAUUAAAAGAAAUACAGCUAAAUGUCAACUAGCGCUGCAACUAACGAUCAUUUUCAGUUUUUAUCUGCGCAUUAUUUUCUUGAUUCAUCAAUUAAAACAUUUUUUCUAUAAAAUGUCACAAUUUUUUAAAUAGUGUGUUAUAAUUUUUUAGAGCCCACUGUGACAUUAAUACAAAUUUUGUCUGAUGAACAGUCAAAAGUCCAAAGUAAUAAAAAUCAUCACAUUUAAUGGGCAGCGACCAGCAAAUGUUUGGCAUUUUUUGCUUGAUUAAAGACAAAAAACGAUCUAUUGAUUAUCAAAAUAGCCAGUGAUUCAUUUCCUGUCAAUCAAUUAAUUUAACAUUUUUACAAUUGUUUCAUCUACACCAAAAACAGAUUCAGAUUGAUCCACUUUAAAAAAAAAAGAAAAAAAAAAAAGAAGUAAUUUUCAGGUGACUAAAACAUUAUUUCAGUGAGGGCGAUGUGUCAAAAGAGAAACAGAUAUAUAUUCAGUGUGGACGGUACUGAGUGUGUCUCUCUUUCUGUUCCUGUCUCUCUCAGUGGGAAACGGCACCUCUCUGCCGCCGCUGGACUUUCUAUGGCAGCCGUUGGCACUGCUUGGCUGUCACAUCACACCCUCUGCCCUCUGCUGCUUGUCUCCCCCCCCAUCCCCCCUUCUCACCCUCAUCUCCCUCUCUCUGUCUUCCGCAUUCCCUCUUCCACUCUCCAUGUGUCUUGUCAGUUGUGUUUGGCAAUGGUGUCAUUAUUGGGCAGCCCAUAUCACACUUCCACCGAUGAGCUGUCAGUCUGCUCUCUCUCUGUCUGUCUCUCUCUCUCUCUUUCUCUCUCUCUCUCUCUUGCUCUCGCUCUCUCUCUUGCUCUCGCUCUCACUCUCUCUCUCGCUCCCCUCUCCUCUUCUCUCCUCUCUUUCUUCCUUUUUCAAUCCCCCUGCUAGUGCGUUGCCCAUGGUGGUUGUGUGUCACCUUUAUACCCAAGACACACUGUCCCCUUACAAAUGCUACCCAUAAUGCCUUGCAUGGCUGCUGCUUAAUCGCCAUUCCCUACAGCUUGUCCCCAUCACCAACCAGAAUAACAUGAGUGCAAAGAAUAAGCAGAGCUGGCACCCCACAUUAUACAGCAAUGAAUUGUAGGUUUAAAAAAAGAAAAUCUGUACUAGAAAGAUCAAAAUUUGGAAAAACACUGAUUGUUUCUUUGUCUCAGCCUAUAGUUAUAGCAUAGGCCUGGAGUGAAGUGAUUGAUCAUGUCUGACAUGUGACCCUUCAUUGAUAUAGUCAUCUGCCAGUUAUGACAUAAUGACAUACUAUUUUUUAUUCUUCUGUUUCAUGAAAGAAACAAGUGGUUCAUUGAUUUAAAGCUUUCUGAAUAUCAUCCUUAAUUUUAAAUGGCUGCUUUUAUCCAAAAUUACCCAUUUUUCUUUUGUUUUUCUUUCACAACAUCCCAAGAGAGAAUCGAACACAUAAGCUUAGUUUGUGCCAUGCUUUACCUGUUCAAAUACAUGCGAUAUUUAAGACACACACACAAUCAAGUUUGGAUCCUUACAAGCAGUGGUCCGUCUAACCCUCUCCUCCCAGCUUUGUUCAGACACUGACCCCUGCGUCAUUCAGGGUCACUCCUCUGUGACUUCCCCUUAUGUGUGUGAGUAUGUUUUUUCGGGGCCUUGUGUUUCAGCUGGGAGCUCCUGAUUGUGUGACACCCGUGUGCGGCAGAUGAGACGGCCUGUCAGUCAGCUGUGGCCUGGCUGCCCUUUGAAGGCCAGGCCAGGGGGCGAAGAGGUGCCGCAAAUGGCCUGUGAAGUUUACAUACACUGCCCACUGCUAAACAGAUUAGCUCUAAUGAAGUGUCUAAUGCCGGGGCCACUGGCUGACAUAAUCCUGCCUGGCAGCCCGACCCCUUGGCUGCCAAAAAAGCCGCCCUCCCUCCAGCCCUCUCCUCCGCCCUCGCACGGCCUCUGCUGCCACCCAGGGCGACUCCACAUGGGGAGGUGCCCACUGUUAAUCAUGCCGGACAGUGUGCGAUCUGACAUGCAAAUGUAGGUCAUUGCAUAUGUAAAUGUGUGAUUACGGGGCUGGCAUGCCAGGACACAUUAGCGAGACUGUGCUCUCAGCAGGCGGUUGUCACAGCGCUUUAGAGGCUCAUGCUAACAUUUGUCAAGCUACCACGCAGCGAAUGAAAGCAAUGCCCUCUUGUCCUCUCCGCUCUCUCUCUCUCUCUCUCUGUCUCUCUCUCUCUCUCUCUUUCUCUCUCUCUCUCUCUCUCUCUCUCUCUCUCUCUCUCUCUCUCUCUCUCUCUCUCUCUCUCCCUCUCUCCCUCUGAAUCUAUAUACCUCACACUGUCCAUCCUGCAUCCUUGCACAAAUGCCUCUGUCACCAUUAUGAAAAGUCAUUGCACAAUAUCUAUUUAGUAGUAGCUAUUAGUGAAGCACUGUAGCAGUUUAGAGCUUCUUUUAGAGCUGCCGUAAUGCUGAACAAUAAGUUAUGGAGCAGUGUGUCAUGCUCGCUGUCAGAGUGACUCUCAGACAGCUUGGGAUGAUGGCGGUGUCAUGCUGGAAAAAAAAAGCACACACCUCGGCAGUGUUAAUUGGACAAGGCAUCUCAUUGGCUCACGCUUCCUCCUUUGGCUGUCAACUUUAAAAUACAAUGAAAUGCUUAAAUUGGUUGCUCCCCCUCCCCCCUCACGCCCCCCUCGAAGCCUUCCAAACAUAUGUGAACAAUUCUGUUUUCAGUUGUGCCUCCUCUCAAUGUGUGUGUGUGUGUGUGUGUUUGUAUCUGAUUAUAUAUUUUAGGUUAAUUCUUAGGUAUUUUACAGUCUUCGAGUAGUUAGUCCUGCAGUGUACAGACAUUUGACUAAGUCAUGACAGCACUUUUUUGAGUGUUGGCAACAUUAACUGUCUUUUAUAUAUUAUUAGAUGUGAUCUUAUAGGUAACCAUCAGUGCUGAAACAAUUACUUGAUACAUUUUCUGUCAGUUGACUACAUCAACUGUCUUUUUUAAUGAUUACGUUAAGUUGUUCAUCAAGGAAAUAUUUACUGGUUCCAACUGUUUAAAUAUAAGAUUUUUCUGAUAUUUUCUCAGUUUUAUAUCAUUAUAAAUGGAAAAUGUUGGAGUUUAGGCCUGUUGAAUCAGCACAACUAGCAAUUUUAAGAUUCCACUUUCAGCUCUUGGAAGUUGUGAUGGGAAAUUUCACAACUUUUUAAUAUUUUACAGAUGAAACAUUUUGGAUAUUAAUCAAAAACCAUUAGAUCGCCAUAACAAUAAAAAUUGUUGUUAGUCACAGCCUUAUGAACCAACAGUUUUUUUUCUUUUUUCUGUAUUUUGUUUGAGGUUACUGCAGGAUAAAAAGCUCCCAGUCUUCCUUGGUAGUGACUGGGCAGUUGAGGUAAUCCUGUAUAGCCUCUGGUCUGUGCUCAUGGUAACUCUGUCAAACUGCUGAAAGCAAGUGAUGUGAACAAGUGUGAUGACACUCCCUGCUUGUGUGUUUUAGUGCUUAGGAGAUUAAUUUUUGACCUUCUCCCCCUAUCUGUCUUCAUUCCCUCUGUCCUAAAUCGCCUGCCCCUGAGCUGCUCCCACGGCCACAUUGGCAGAAGCGCUGGUGACAUGUGGCAUUCUGAUAUCUGUCACCUUCUGUUUGGUCCCGCCGACGCCUUGUACAAGUUUACCAAAAAAUGGAAAGGUCACGCAGCCUGCUCUCUGCUUUUUUCACACAUCAUAUCCAAGGGGCUCAUUCUGGUUUAUUUUUGAGUGUUUUUUAAUUGUGGAAGAAACCAUUGCAGCCAGACAUGGGCCAUAAUUCACUGGCUAACUUCCAAAUUGAGAAAAAGAUUGGUCGCGGCCAGUUCAGCGAGGUCUACCGGGCGACGUACCUGCUAGACAAAACAUCAGUGGCCCUGAAAAAAGUCCAGAUAUUCGACUUGAUGGAUGCCAAAGCUCGGCAAGAUUGCAUCAAAGAGAUAGAUCUCCUAAAGCAACUGAACCACCCCAAUGUGAUAAAGUACCAUGCAUCUUUUAUUGAGGACAAUGAGCUGAACAUUGUACUGGAACUAGCAGAUGCUGGGGACCUCUCGCGUAUGAUAAAGCACUUUAAGAAGCAGAGGAGGCUUAUCCCAGAGAGAACAGUGUGGAAGUACUUUGUCCAGCUCUGCAGUGCGCUUGAACACAUGCACUCCCGGAGAGUCAUGCACAGAGAUAUCAAGCCAGCCAAUGUAUUCAUCACAGCUACAGGAGUAGUGAAACUAGGAGACUUGGGACUGGGACGGUUCUUCAGCUCCAAAACCACCGCUGCUCACUCUCUAGUGGGUACUCCUUACUACAUGUCACCAGAGAGGAUACAUGAAAACGGAUACAACUUCAAAUCUGACAUCUGGUCGCUAGGAUGCCUGCUCUACGAGAUGGCAGCCCUACAGAGUCCAUUUUACGGGGAUAAGAUGAAUCUUUACUCCCUUUGUAAGAAGAUAGAACAGUGUGACUACCCCCCUCUUCCCUCAGAUCACUACUCAGAGGAGCUAAGGAAAUUGGUAGAUAUGUGCAUCAACCCUGACCCGGAGAAGAGGCCGGACAUCACCUACGUGUAUGACAUUGCCAAACACAUGCAGAACAUGACACAGGGCAGCUAAGCCCAGAGUUACACACACUAUAUCUUGCAGAACACCUCCCCACCUCCUCCCUUGCUUUUCAUGCUGGACUCAUACACAUCUAUCAGCUUUUAUAAAAUAACUUACUCCAGAGCUCCUUGUGAUAAGUAGUACUGUACAUGUAACAGAUUUCCAAGGUGGUGGUACAGUCUAUAACAUGACUGACAGCCAAAAUCUUUUCUGCCCCAGGAGAAAGAUUAAAGAGAUUACACUUUUUUUGUCAGAUGGAUCCCCCCCCCCCUUUCCCCUAGACUUCAGUAAUGGUACAGCACUGAAAAUCAGUGUCUAUAGCUUUGAAACACAAGUCCUCUGUAUUUUCAUGUAAUGAACCAAAACCGUUCAUCAGCAGUUGCUACCAGCAGAUGCUAUUUAAAGCAGAUGUACUGGAAAUCUGUGAAGAAAAAAAAAAAAAGAUAGCAAAAAAAAGAAAGAGGUUACGUUACUUCCAAUUCUCAAAACUGUUAAUAACUGCAAAUAUUCUUCAAAAUGGUGUUGUAGGCUUUCAGCAAAUAGUGCGGAAAAGAUAAUGGGAACUUUGAAGUAAUUCAAAAAAUUUGAGUAUAGAGAUUUUUACUCAGUGGCAGAAAACUGAGAGGCGUAAGAGUGUUAUUGAUAGUUGAAGUGUUGUUGUGUUGCACUUUUUACCCUGGUACUGGAAGGCUGGCAGGGUGAUCAUGUCUAAUGAAUGUAUUAGGAAAGGAAGGAUCAUUUAGAGGGUAGAUUUCAGACGUGCUGAGGGGAGAACACGGGCACGUCUCCACAACACUUUGAAUGUAAGUCAUUUUGACACCUAUGUAUUGUCUUUGAAAAUUUCAGAACGCCUUUUUUUUGCCAGCCUAGAAGGAGUGGUAGAAACUAUAUAACAAAAUCUGCUAUUCACCUUAGUCACUGAUACCAAGAUAUUUUGUCCAUGGUUCAACUUGAACAAUAUAUAUUUCUAUUAGCGUGUGAGAUUAUUAGGUACUGUAAAUCACAAUGAAGACAUGAGAAAAAUCAAAACACUUAGUUUUCCAUCAUGGUCCAGUGUAGUGGUUCCCAACCUUUUUGGCUUGUGACCCCUUACAAUAUAGCAAAGUGUACCUAAAUGUCAGAAAAUAGUGAAAAUGAUCUAAUAAAGUUCCCCACAGUGCAAGGUUACAUCUUCGGAUCAGUCUAGUUUUGUCUAACAGUCCAAAUCCCAAGGAUAUUCAGUUUAUCAUCAUGUUCAACAAAGAAAAGCAAAUAAUCAUCACAUCUGAGAAACUGAAACCAGCUUAUUUUUUUCAUUGUUGCUUAAAAAAUGACUUAAGCAAUUAUUCAACUAUACAAUAGUUGCUGAUUAAUCUUCUGUCAAUCGACUAAUGGAUUGGACUUGCAGCUCUAUAAAGAGGACAUCUUUUUUAUUUGAACAACUUUUAGAGGCUUAAGGAGGUCAAAUGCAGUAAUCCAUAAGUAAUAAAGCAGACUCCUAUCCUGUCCCAUCAUCUCAUGUAGGGGGUCCCGAACCCCAGGUUGGGAACCACUAGUCCGGUGAAUGCAUUUGACCCACCAGAAAGUUAGUCUGUACUGAGGAAAUUGUGUUUGUUAAUGUUGCUGUUGGUGUGCAGUGUAUGUGUCUUGUUAAGUAACAAAUAUGUUGAAGAGAUAGCAGAUCCUUGCCUUGUGUUGCCGUCCACGUCAUGUGAAAAUCACAGCGUGCCUACAUAACUUCUGUCCUCAGUUGAGAUACCAAAGAGAAAAGUCACACAAAAAGAGAGCAGAGCAGUUUAUAUAUAUGUUAAGGUAUCUUUUAUGUAAAGUAUAUCAAUGACUUGUGAAAAAAACAAACAAAAAACAAGCUCUAAUGGGACUCAUUUUGUUUUACUGUACAUAGCAAAGAAGUUCCUAUAGUUUUAAUACUGUGGGGUUUUAGACUCUUUGGUAAUAUAUAUAUUUUUUACAGUGAAUAGGUUUACACCAGUGUGUCGCAAAUGACCAGCACUGACUACCACUGGUUUACAUAAUGACAAUGAUACCGCAUGGAAGGUAUAGUAAGUAAACAAUGAUUGAUAACGCUUUAUUUCAGUGUCUUAUGAAUCCUCUUUUAACAUUAUCAAAUAGCCUGUUAACCGUUCAUUGGAAUUAUUGUACAUGUAUGCCCAUGUUUUUCAUGUUUUGUUUUUUUUAACAUUUAAUACUCUUUAAUAUUUGUUAUAUACAAAUUCAAAGCUUAUAGGUGAAAGAAAAUGUAAGUUAUUUUGUUAUGGUUAACAGAAUAUUUUGAUAGUGUGUUUGUAGUAAUUUGUCUGAGACUUGCAAAUACAGUGUUUGCAAUUUUUGUUUGCAAUUGUACUUCUUGUCCUACAUUUUGUUCUUUCACAUCGCUUUUCUCUCCAAUCACAGUCAAACUUUUUUUUUUCAUUACGGUGAUUAUCUUAAUUAUUUAUCCUGUUCACCCACAGUGCUGUUUACCUUCUACCUUUACACUGUCUAAACAAGAGCAUUUGUAUUGCACCAAAACUUUCAAUAUUUUGUUGUAAUUGCAAGGGAGCUAUUGCUAUUAAGCACUUUUAAAAAAAGGUAUUUUAGUUUUAAUGCGCAACAGGACUCCUUCAAGAAUUUAGUAGCAUUUAACAGCAAAAUUCCAAAAAUAGAAUCUCCAAUGAUUAGGGGCAAAUAACCUCUGAACUUUCAAAUGUUCUUUUAAGCAUAUACAACUGAAACAACUGAUACUUUUGUACAGAGUUUAAAGAUAAGUUUACAUUGAUGCUUUCACAAAGUCAAAUCACCAUCAUCAGUUCUAACCUCCCAGCAAAGAUGUAACAGACAUUAAAAAUAGUUGCUUUCUUUUGUAAUCAGAAGAUGUCAGAGGACAUUGUAGUUGAAUGGGAUGUCUGGUCUUGCCAUGACCAUGUAGUAUGCAGUACAAAGUCAGAUUUCAUUUCCUGAAUAUAGAUUUGUACGCUGAGCUUUGCAAUUUUCUGUUUAUGUACAGAAAAGGUGAUCCAGGUCUUUCUUUAAUUCCUCACCAGGGGGUUGUUUAUCAUAAAGACUGCUAAGAAACACAGUAUGGCUAUUCCUUUAUUGGGAUUUUUCUUUGUCCUCAUGCAACACAACACAGAGCUCUACAGCAGUGGUUCUCAAACUUUUUCACACCCUGGACCUCUAAACUGACACAAAUUAGACCACGGACCUCCAUUUGGUGAGACUUUGUCCCAGGAUCCCCCGUCUGAGAAGUAUUUUCUUUUAGAUACUUUAUUACAGAAAGUGUAUGAAACCGAUGACCAUAAUAGUCAUACGCUCUGUCUUUGUGUUAUUAUGGAUUGAAUUAUAGUGAAAUAAAUGAUUCCCCUUGUUGCUGGGGACCCCCUGAAAAUCCCUCAAACAUCCCUGUGGGUCUCCAGAACCCACUCUGAGAACCACUGCUGUAAUGUGUCUAAUUAUUUUAUCUCAUUCAGUUUACUUUUCCAAAGGCUCUCUGAAGUUGUUAUUGAAGAGUCCAGGGGGUUUUCCUAAAAAUGAAAUUAGUAGGCACUAUAGGCAAUUGGUAUUUAUUGUAUCUGUAGUUUGGUUGUUCUGAACAUUUCAUGUAAAAUCACCAAUGCCUUGUAUGCUAACUAAAUGCAAUAAAGCUUUCAAAUUUCUUUUUGACAUGUGCUUGGAGCUCUUACCUGGUUUUAAUGGGUAUUUUGCAUAUCCCGCCCAAAUAUUAAAC